AGUUUGGAGAAAGGGCGUAGACCAAAGGUGAGGCCGUUAUCGUCCCGCGAUGUAUAUACAGUAGAAGAGAACACAGAGAGAAGCAGUUAAUUACUUAGAAAUGGCGCUGCUGCUCUCCUCCUCCUCCUCCUCCUCUUCAGUUGUUGGGUUUCAUCCUGCAUCUGCAGAAACUCCUUCAACAUCAUUGCCUGCGCUUAGCCACCAACUACCAAGACCUCCGUCUUCCCACGUAACACAUAGGCUUUCCAGAAUGCCCGUUUCACAGGGUUUAUGCUGUGGUGAACUAGUAAUUGGCCAGGGAGAAAGUGCCCCUCUAGAUUAUAAAUCACUUCCAGUAGUUCACCGAAGGACAGCUGUGAUGUCCUCUAUCGGGUUGUUAGUGUCGGUGCUGAUGAAUAAUUCAGAUGAUCAUGGUGCUGCUGACGCAUCUGAAUUUGCUGACAUGCCAGCGCUUAAGGGGAAGGACUAUGGCAAGACCAAGAUGCGAUAUCCUGACUAUAUUGAAACCAAUUCAGGGCUCCAGUACAAGGAUUUGCGAGUAGGAAAUGGACCUAUGCCAAAAAAAGGGGAUAUGGUAGUGGUUGACUGGGAUGGUUAUACCAUAGGGUAUUAUGGCCGUAUAUUUGAAGCGCGUAACAAGACUAAGGGUGGUUCCUUCGAGGGAGAUGACAAAGCCUUUUACAGGUUCAAAUUAGGUUCACGUGAGGUGAUUCCAGCUUUUGAGGAAGCUGUUUCGGGCAUGUCUUUGGGUGGCAUAAGAAGGAUCAUAGUGCCUCCAGAACUGGGAUAUCCUGAGAAUGACUAUAACAAGAGUGGUCCAAGACCAACAACAUUUUCGGGCCAACGAGCUUUGGAUUUUGUGCUGAGGAACCAAGGAUUGAUUGACAAAACUCUCCUGUUUGAUAUUGAGCUUAUAAAAGUUGGGACUAGCUGAAUUAUCCCUCCAUUUUAGUGCUGACAGCUGAUGCUGUAGCCUGCAGUGGAGUCAUCACUUGUACCCUGCACCCUGUAAUGUAUUUUAUCCAUAUAUUGUCUCAGUAUGCUAAUGUUAAUUCAGUUUGGCAAUAAAAUCUCAUUUGAAACAA
This is a messenger RNA of Daucus carota subsp. sativus, 1085 nucleotides long. Its product is annotated as peptidyl-prolyl cis-trans isomerase FKBP19, chloroplastic. The record is from RefSeq and is a predicted model, not a curated record. Gene Ontology annotation, molecular function: peptidyl-prolyl cis-trans isomerase activity. Gene Ontology annotation, cellular component: thylakoid; chloroplast. The transcript is spliced from 10 exons. The coding region runs from base 101 to 934 and encodes 277 amino acids. Lineage: Eukaryota; Viridiplantae; Streptophyta; Magnoliopsida; Apiales; Apiaceae.